AGAGUCUUAUGACUAUAAAUGGCGAUUCUCCAAGGUGUCUGUAUUUAAAAAAAAAAGAAAGAAAAGAAAAAAAAUCAAUCCGAGUCAUCCCCCACGUCAGGCCUGCUCGUGGGCGUGAGGCUGUACUUCCUCCGCCCCCUCCUAAUGGAGCGAACCAUUCCCAGCUCUUCUCCCCCCCCCAGCCUCUCACUCUCUCGCUCUCUUUCUGUCUCUUCCUCGCUCCCUCUCUUUCUCUCCUCCCUCUGCCUUCCCAGUGCAUAAAGUCUCGGUCGCUCCCGGAACUUGUUGGCAAUGCCUAUGUUUCAGCUUUCCCCCGCGUUCUCUAAACUAACUAUUUAAAGGUCUGCGGUCGCAAAUGGUUUGAGUAAACGUAGGAUGGGACUUAAGUUGAACGGCAGAUAUAUCUCACUGAUCCUCGCGGUGCAAAUAGCUUACCUGGUGCAGGCCGUGAGAGCAGCGGGCAAGUGCGAUGCAGUCUUUAAGGGCUUUUCAGACUGUUUGCUCAAGCUGGGCGACAGCAUGGCCAACUACCCGCAGGGCCUGGACGACAAGACGAACAUCAAGACCGUGUGCACAUACUGGGAGGAUUUCCACAGCUGCACGGUCACAGCUCUUACGGAUUGCCAGGAAGGGGCGAAAGAUAUGUGGGAUAAACUGAGAAAAGAAUCGAAAAACCUCAACAUCCAAGGCAGCUUAUUCGAACUCUGCGGCGGCGGCAACGGGGCGGCCGGGUCCCUGCUCCCGGCGCUCUCCGUGCUCCUGGUGUCUCUCUCGGCAGCUUUAGCGACCUGGCUUUCCUUCUGAGCGCGGGACCGGGUCCCCGCCCCCCUGCGCACCCACCCACACUCACUCCAUGCUCCCGGAAAUCGAGAGGAAGAGCCAUCCGUUCUCUGAGGACAUUGUGAUUCUCUGUGAUGUUGAAAACACUCAUAUGGGAUUGUGGGAAAUCUUCUGUUUCUCUCCUUUUUUUUUUUUUAAUUUUGUUUGAUCCUUCGUGUUUUUAUUUGCCAAAUGUUACCGAUCAGUGAGCAAGCAAGCACAGCCAAAACCGGACCUCAGCUUUAGUCCGUCUUCACAUAAAAAUAAGAAAACGGCAAACUCACCCCCAUUUUUAAAAAAAAAAAUAUUUUAUUUUUUGGCAAAAGAAUCUCAGGAAUGGCCCUGGGCCACCUACUAUAUUAAUCAUGUUGAUAACAUGAAAAAUGAUAGGCUCCUCCUAAUAGGAAAGCGAGGAGAGGAGAAGGCCAGGGGAAUGAAUUCAAGAGUGGUGUCCGCGUGGAAAGCAUCUGGGAAUAGUCACACUCACGUCUUUCUUCCACAGUACCUUGUUUUGAUCAUUUCCACUGCACAUUUCUCCUCCAGAAAAGCGAAAACACAAGAGUGUGGGCUUUGCGUUUUAAGGAUGAGAGAGAGGUUGUUUAUAGUGGGAAAGGUGGUCAGAGAAAUGCUGCUAUGGUCACGAGGGGCCGGUUUCACCUGCUAUUGUCGAAGCGUCUUUCAGGUCCACUGCCUUUAUUUUCCCUCCUCUCUCUUGUUUUAACUGUUACACAUACCUGAAUAUCCAACGGUAUAGAUCACAAGGGGGUAAUCAAUGUUAAAUCUAAAAUAUAGUUACAAAAAAGAUUUUGACAUAAAAGAGCCUUGAUUUUAAAAAAAAAAGAGAGAGAUGUAAUUUAAAAAGUUUAUUAUAAAUUAAAUUCAGCAAAAAUUUGCUACAAAGUAUAGAGAAGUAUAAAAAUAAAAGUUAUUGUUUGAA
Meriones unguiculatus (Mongolian gerbil) is the source of this 1756-nucleotide messenger RNA. It is a transcript of the gene Nrn1, whose product is annotated as neuritin 1. The transcript has 3 exons. NCBI's taxonomy places the organism in Eukaryota, Metazoa, Chordata, Mammalia, Rodentia, Muridae. Gene Ontology annotation, biological process: nervous system development; neuron projection extension. The coding region runs from base 376 to 804 and encodes 142 amino acids. Gene Ontology annotation, cellular component: plasma membrane. The record is from RefSeq and is a predicted model, not a curated record.